Messenger RNA from Symbiodinium necroappetens, 795 nucleotides. Lineage: Eukaryota; Dinophyceae; Suessiales; Symbiodiniaceae. The record is from the annotation of a GenBank genome assembly.
AUGAUCGAUGCGAGUGAAGCACCUGCAGCGCCUGAGCUGGAGGUGAAUGUGCGAGCCUUCGAGCUUCUGGACAAGUGGAAGAACUGCGACAGGACUUUGGGGCAAAGCCUUGUCUAUGCGCAGAACAAGCUCCGUGCAGAGAACGAAGGCUUUCCUUCCAUCAUGGAGGUCGGAAGGGGCAUGGGCUUAACGCAGCACGAAGUGGCGGCAGUUCUUGGUUGGACAACUGGGGACUUCAGAUUGAUCAAUCCUAUCGCGAGAGGGCAGGAGGAGGUCGAGUUUGAAGAUUUCCCUCGUGGUCAACGGACGAUGUGCCGCCUUUCUAGAGUCGACGUGAUGCCGUAUGUCCAGGUCCUUCAUGGUGCAGUGCAGAAGCUCCCAGCACUAUCGUCGACACAGCCACUGUAUCGCGGCCAUCGCCGCGAGGUUGCUUUGCCAGUUGGGUCUGUCGUUUUGCUGCCCGGAUUUACGAGCACAUCCUAUGACAUGGAUGGCGCCGUGGCUUUUGCGAAGCAAGCCAACCAGGGCAGGUCAGCGAAAAGGACACUACUGGUGAUCCAGGAGUCCUUCAGCGGGCGCUUGAUUGCCAAGCUGAGCGCACGCAAGUACGAGGCGGAGGUCCUCUUCCCCAUCGACACCACCUUCAAGGUCGUGGAAACCUCCACGUCUCCUGCUACAGAGGCAGCCGCAAACGCCACGGAGGAAUUGCGACGAAGCAUGAGUGAGGCAGAAAUACGAGUUGUGUGUCUUUGCGAAGUUGAAAAGCCUGAGGAUGCAAUUGUUCUUCGCCUCUGA